Python bivittatus (Burmese python) is the source of this 4290-nucleotide messenger RNA. Lineage: Eukaryota; Metazoa; Chordata; Lepidosauria; Squamata; Pythonidae. The record is from RefSeq and is a predicted model, not a curated record.
AUGCGGGUUCCGGAGGGGUUGGCGCCUCUGCUGUAUUUUCUCUCCCUUCUUGCCACCAAGACGUGGGAAGUUCGUCUGCACCCCAAGCAAGAGACUUUGGUGAAACAUCUGUCAUCAUAUGAAAUAGUGACACCUGUACGAGUAAAUGAAUUUGGAGAAGCUUUCCCUCACACUCACCACUUCAAAAGGAGGAAAAGGAGCAUGGAAACACUACUGGAACCCAUUCCUUUCAGAAGCCAUUAUCAGUUUAGCGCCUAUGGACACAUUUUCCUGCUGAAUUUAAGUGCUGAUACCAGUUUUAUUGCUCCUCAUUACACUGAGGUGCACCUGGGAAAUAUAAAAACACAUUCUGCCUCAGACCUGCACCAUUGUUUCUAUCGUGGACAUGUUAAUGCACAGGAAAUACACACUGCAGUCUUCAGUAUCUGUGGUGGCCUGAUGGGCAUGUUCAGAUCCCACGAUGGAGAAUACUUUUUAGAACCUUUGAUGGGAGCAGAUGAAGAGGAAUAUGAAGAAGAAUACAACAAAUUACAUCUUAUAUAUAAACAUGAAGACUUGAGGAAAGAUUAUUUUCAGAAUUCCUAUAUGCCUUGUGAAACGUCAGAAGAGCCAAAGAAAAGCACUUUACUAUUUCCAUAUGAGAGCAGCUUUAUGAAACACAGAAAUGUCCUUCAAGACCAUCCAGUUUUAGAAUAUGCUUCAAAAAACCUAUCUGUAGGGGAUAAUAGAAACAAUCCACAUUCCCGAAGAAAACGUUUCCUCUCUUACCCAAGAUAUGUAGAGGUGAUGGUUACAGCUGAUGCCAGAAUGGCUCAGCAUCAUGGACAGAACUUGCAGCAUUAUGUAUUAACACUCAUGUCAAUAGUUGCAACAAUCUACAAAGAUGCAAGUAUAGGAAAUCAAAUAAAUAUAGUGAUUGUAAAGUUAAUUGUAGUUCACAAUGAACAGGAAGGACCAGCUAUUAGUUUUAAUGCCGCCACUACGCUUCGCAAUUUCUGUUUCUGGCAGCAGGCUCAAAACGUUCUGGAUGACACUCAUCCUUCUCACCAUGAUACUGCAGUUCUUCUUACUAGGGAAGAUAUAUGCAGAGCUAGAGAAAAAUGUGAUACCUUAGGGUUAGCUGAAUUGGGUACAAUGUGUGACCCUCUGCGUAGCUGUUCUAUCAGUGAAGAAAAUGGAUUAAGUGCUGCAUUUACAGUAGCACAUGAACUUGGGCAUGUGUUUAAUAUUCCUCAUGAUGACAGUUUUAAAUGUAAAGAAGCUGGAAUAAAGCACCAAUAUAAUGUAAUGGCCCCAACUUUAAAUUAUUAUUCAAGUCCAUGGACUUGGUCAAAAUGCAGUCAGAAAUAUAUUACUGAAUUUCUUGAUACUGGAUAUGGGGAAUGCCUCCUAGAUAAACCAAAUGGAAGAAUCUAUGACUUUCAGCCACAGUUACCUGGCUCCCUGUAUGAUGUGAACAAGCAAUGUGAACUUAUGUUUGGUCCUGGAUCACAAGUAUGUCCUUAUAUGAGACAAUGCAAACGUCUAUGGUGUACAAGUGCAGAAGGUAUUCACAGGGGUUGCCGUACACAGCACAUGCCACUGGCUGAUGGAACAGAAUGUGGACAUGGAAUGCACUGCUGGCAUGGGGUUUGUGUAAACAAGGAAACGGAGAGGCUUCCUGUAGACGGAGGAUGGGGAUUGUGGGAACCUUACAGUUCAUGCACCAGAACAUGUGGAGGAGGCAUCAAAAGUGCAACAAGAUUGUGUAAUCGGCCAGAACCAAAACACGGAGGAAUGUACUGUGUGGGUCGCAGGAUGAAGUUUCGAUCCUGUAAUACCAACUCAUGCCCCAAGAGCAAAAAAGAUUUUCGAGAUCAGCAGUGCUCUGAAUAUGAUGGUAAACAUUUUAACAUCAAUGGACUAACAUCUACUGUGCGCUGGCUUCCAAAAUACAGUGGUAUUUCUCUGAAGGAUCGAUGUAAGCUUUUUUGCCGUGUCUCUGGCACAACAUCUUAUUAUCAGCUGAAAGACAGAGUUAUUGAUGGUACUCCAUGUGGAACAGACACUCAUGAUAUCUGUGUUCAAGGUUUAUGCAGGCAAGCUGGCUGCGAUCAUGUUUUAAACUCCAAAGCAAGAACAGAUAAAUGUGGCAUCUGUGGUGGUGAUAAUUCUUCAUGUAGGACUCUUACUGGUACUUUCAACAGUGCUCAUUACGGCUAUAACAUUGUAGUAAAAAUACCCAAAGGAGCAACAAACCUGGACAUACGCCAGCAUAGCUACUCAGGGAAGCCAGAGGAUGACAACUAUCUUGCAUUGUCCACUAUGCAAGGAAGUUUCUUUCUGAAUGGGAAUUUUGUUGUAAGUCUCUCUAAAAAAGAAAUCAGUAUGUAUGGAGCUUCUUUUGAAUACAGUGGUUCAAACAACACAGUGGAGAGAAUAAACAGUACUGGCCGACUAGAAGACAACAUUCUUUUGCAGGUGUUAUGUGUAGGGAAUUUGUACAACCCCGAUAUUCAUUAUUCAUUCAGUAUUCCUAUAGAAGAAGGAAAUGAUCUUUUCACUUGGGAUCCAUAUGGACUUUGGCAAGACUGCACCAAAAUGUGUCAAGGUAUCCGCAGAAGGAAAGUUUCCUGCAUAAGAAAGAGUGAUCACUUGGUAGUAUCCGACCAAAGAUGUGAGCAUAUAACACCUCCUGUAGCUGUGACAGAACUGUGUAAUACUGAAUGUGAAUUAAGGUGGCAUAAUUUUGGCAAAAGUGAGUGCUCAACUCGGUGUGGCCCAGGGUUUCGGUCUUUAGACAUCCACUGUAUGAAGUACUCUGUUUCUAAAGGACUGAGUGUUCCAGUGGAUGAUAAAUACUGUGCUGAUCAGCAGAAACCACCAGUCCGAGAAACUUGCCAUGGAGACUGUCUUCAAACAAGCUGGCAUUAUACAGGAUGGUCAGAGUGUUCGAGGAGCUGUGGAAAAGGUGCGAGAACAAGAGAAGCUUUUUGUAUGAACAAUUUUGGCCGUCGGCUUACAGAUCGAGAAUGCCAUGGGCUUCCAAAAAUUAUUACUCAGAGUUGCAAUGAGUUCUUGUGUCCCAGCUGGAUGGCUAGUGAUUGGAGUGAGUGUCCAGUGACUUGUGGGAAAGCAGUAAAACAUCGGCAGGUAUGGUGCCAGUUGAAUGAUGACCAUCUGGAAGAUGUUUUCUGCAAUCCCAACUCUAUACCAGAAUCAGUGAGACCAUGUGAACUUAAUGAAUGUGCAGCUUGGCAUGUGGGGCCAUGGAGUGCAUGCUCUGUUACAUGUGGACAUGGAUACCAAAUGCGUGCAGUUAAAUGUCUUACUGACGUUUUCGGAGCUGUUUUGGAUGACGAGAGAGAAUGCAGUGCUGCUAUUCGUCCAUCAGACAGACAAGAAUGUGAGAUGUUUUGUCCAGAGAUCAACAAAGUGUGGUCUAUAUCACUGCCUGUCAUCCAGACUAACAAAGAGACUCAGUGGAGAUAUGGAUCAUGGACUCCAUGUUCUGCUUCUUGUGGAAGAGGAAACCGUGCUCGCUAUGUAAGCUGCCGGGAUGGUCAUGGCAGAAUAGCAGAAGAAUCAUUUUGUGCUGAUUUGCCCAAACCUGAAGAACUUUCAAGCUGCUUUAGUCCAUGUGGUGUCUGGCAAGCUGGAAGUUGGUCACCUUGCACAGUUACAUGCGGUAAUGGAAGAGUAACAAGACAAGUUGUCUGUGUCAACCAUCAUCAACAAAUUGAUGAGAAUUACUGUGAUCCUGAAGGCCAUCCUGCAAAAGAACAAGAAUGUAACAUGCUACCCUGCCAGCCAGUUUAUCGCUAUAAUCCGGAUUUGCAUGAAGGUCCAAGCCAUCAAGAUUAUUCUCCAACAGAAAAGGUCCAUCACUCACAGGACCAUGUAAACUCAAAGAACCACCAUUCCCCUUCAGGAAACCAGUGGAGAACAGGACCAUGGGGAGCAUGCUCAAGUUCUUGUGCUGGUGGAUUUCACCGCCGUGUUGUGGUGUGCCAAGAUGAGAAUGGAGGAAGUGCUACAUAUUGUGAUGAAUCACUGAAACCACCAGACUUGACCCAUUGUGACUCUGGCCCCUGUCCAGUUUGGAACUAUGGGAGCUGGGGAGAAUGUACCCAAACAUGUGGCAGUGGAUUAAAGACACGAUUAGUGGUUUGUCAGCUUCCAAAUGGCCAAGUUUUGAAUGAUCAGAAUUGUGAAAUAUUAGAAAAGCCACCUAACACAGCACAUUGUAAUACUCAUUUGUGUCCUGCUGAAGUUUCAUGGCAUCGGGGACCAUGGAAAUCGGUACGAUAG